AUGGGACUGGCGGCGAGGAGCGGCUCGGGCUGUGAGAUGCAAACACUGGCCAUCCAGUCGGCCUGUCCACAAUACAAGCAAGGUAUGGAAGAUGCCGAUCUGCUGGUCAGUGACCCCACCCCGCCGGGGAAGGACGGGGAGCGGGACGGAGACGUCGCCCACGCCGACACCGACCAACUCCGCAGGAAGCUGAAAUUCUUCUUCAUGAACCCGUGCGAGAAGUUCAGGGCCCGCGGGCGCAAGCCCUGGAAACUGGGCGUCCAGAUCCUGAAGAUAGCCAUGGUCACUCUGCAGCUGGUCGUGUUUGGUCUCAGCAACCAGAUGGUGGUUCUGUUCAAGGAAGAGAACACGGUGGCAUUUAAACACCUCUUCAUUAAAAACUACCUGGACAACAGCAACAGUGACCUUGCCAUCUACACCCAGAGUGAAGUCUACGAGUAUCUGUCCUUCAUUUUCACCCAGUACGUGCAGCUGCGGAGGGUGUCGGUGGGAAACCAUGCGUACGAGAGGCGGGGGACCGGCCUGAUGCCCCUCACCGUGUGUCAGUACUUCUACAAGCGGGGCAGCGUCAGCCCAGGCAACGAGUCCUUCAACAUCGACCCAAUGGUGGAGACCGAGUGCUUGGACAUUGAGCCAAUGACUCCGGGUUCCACUGGACCGGCAGCUGAGAAACCAAACUUGACCCUGCACUUCCAUCGCCUUUUAAUGGUGCAAAUUCAGUUUAAACUCAAGGCCAUCAAUCUUCAAACCAUCCGGCGUCACGAGCUGCCUGAUUGCUACGAUUUCCAUGUGACUAUCACCUUUGACAAUAAGGCUCACAGUGGCAGAAUUCAGAUUGGUUUGGACAGCGACAUAUCCAUUAGAAAAUGCAAAGGCAGGCAUGUAACUGGGGGAGUGCAACGAAACAGCCACUACAUGGUGAUAUUCGACGGUUUUAUCGUGGGGAUUUGCCUGAUCUCGUUGGUCCUCUGCACCCGGUCCAUUGUCAAUGGGAUAAAGUUGCAGCAUGAGUUCGCCAGCUUCUUUGCCCAGCAGUACAGCAAGCAGGUGAGCUGGUCCGAGCGUUCGCAGUUCCUCAACGGCUGGUACACCCUGAUCAUCACCAGCGACCUGCUCACCAUCACCGGCUCUGUACUCAAGAUGGAGAUUGAUGCCAAGAGUUUUGCAUCGUAUGAUGUGUGCAGCAUCUUGCUGGGCUCGUCCACGCUGCUGGUCUGGGUGGGAGUCAUCCGAUACCUCGGCUUCUUUGAGAAGUACAACGUGUUGAUUCUCACCCUGCGUGCAGCACUGCCCAAUGUGAUGCGUUUCUGCUGCUGUGCCUCCAUGAUGUACCUGGGCUACUGCUUCUGUGGAUGGAUCGUGCUGGGGCCGUAUCACCAGAAGUUCCGAUCGCUCAACAUGGUCUCCGAGUGCCUCUUCUCCCUCAUCAAUGGCGAUGACAUGUUCUCCACCUUUGCGGCCAUGAAGGACAAGAGCUACCUGGUGUGGCUCUUCAGCAGGCUGUACCUGUACUCCUUCAUCAGCCUCUUCAUCUACAUGGUCCUCAGCCUCUUCAUUGCCCUCAUCACCGACACCUACGAGACCAUCAAACUUUACCAGCGGCAGGGGUUCCCACAGACCGACCUGCAGGCAUUCAUCGGUGAGUGCCAGGACUUGCCAGACUCUGGCAAGUACCGGGUGGCAGAAGAGUUGCCCGUCUCUCUCUACUGCUGCUGUAACAGGUGAGGCUGGGAGAGGCACUGCCCUGUCCAAAUCAUCGUCCACUAGUUAGUUUAGUGGUACAGUGCGGGAACAGGCCCUUCUGCCCACCGAAUCCAUGCCGACCAGCGAUCACCCCGCACAUUACUCCCACACUAGAGGCAAUUUACUGAAGCCAAUGGACCUACAAAUCUGAAGAGGGCCCUCGACCCGAAACGUCACCCAUUCCUUCUCUCCACAGAUGCUGCCUGACCCGCUGAGUUACUCCGGCACACUGUGAAACGUCACCUAUCCAUGUUCUCCACAGAUGCUGCCUGACCCACUGAGUUACUCCAGCACUCUGUGAAACGUCACCUAUCCAUGUUCUCCACAGAUGCUGCCUGACCCUCUGAGUUACUCCAGCACUCUGUGAAACGCCACCUAUCCAUGUUCUCCACAGAUGCUGCCUGACCCUCUGAGUUACUCCAGUACUCUGUGAAACGUCACCUAUCCAUGUUCUCCACAGAUGCUGCCUGACCCGCUGAGUUACUCCAGCACUCUGUGAAACGUCACCUAUCCAUGUUCUCCACAGGUGCUGCCUGACCCGCUGAGUUACUCCAGCACUCUGUGAAACGUCACCUAUCCAUGUUCUCCACAGGUGCUGCCUGACCCACUGAGUUAUGGUGCAGCAACAUCUAUGGAGCUAAGGAAAUAGGCAACGUUUCGGGCCGAAAUCCUUCUGGAAAUAGGCAACGUUUCGGGCCGAAACCCUUAUGGGUUUCGGCCCGAAACGUUGCCUAUUUCCUUAGCUCCAUAGAUGCUGCCUGACCCUCUGAGUUACUCCAGCACUCUGUGAAACGUCACCUAUCCAUGUUCUCCACAGAUGCUGCCUGACCCUCUGAGUUACUCCAGCACUCUGUGAAACGUCACCUAUCCAUGUUCUCCACAGAUGCUGCCUGACCCUCUGAGUUACUCCAGCACUCUGUGAAACGUCACCUAUCCAUGUUCUCCACAGAUGCUGCCUGACCCGCUGAGUUACUC
Molecule: messenger RNA, 2718 nt
Organism: Leucoraja erinaceus (little skate)
Lineage: Eukaryota; Metazoa; Chordata; Chondrichthyes; Rajiformes; Rajidae
Gene: mcoln3b
Product: mucolipin TRP cation channel 3b
Cellular component (GO): plasma membrane; lysosomal membrane
Molecular function (GO): NAADP-sensitive calcium-release channel activity
Source: RefSeq, a predicted model, not a curated record